Molecule: messenger RNA, 1488 nt
Organism: Rhopilema esculentum
Lineage: Eukaryota; Metazoa; Cnidaria; Scyphozoa; Rhizostomeae; Rhizostomatidae
Product: peptidase M20 domain-containing protein 2
Molecular function (GO): dipeptidase activity
Source: RefSeq, a predicted model, not a curated record
ACGAAUGAAGACGAGGCUACAGGGGUUCAAUUACUUGAACAAAAUAUUUAUCCUAUUCAAGCCCUUUGCAUUGGCUAAAAAAACAAAGACAUUUGAAAAGGACCAUGUUUUUAAUUAGCACCGUUAUCGUUGGUAAUGUGACCGGAAGGGAAAGGAAGCAGCCAUGUCAGUCCCAUCUCUGUCACAGCUCAUUGAGAUUGGCAAACAAGCCAUUGAUAAAUGCUCAGAUGCUCUGAAUGAAGUUAGUCAGCAAAUAUGGAAUGAACCAGAGCUUGCUUUUGAAGAAAAGAACGCACACUUUGUGUUGACUUCCUUUUUUGAGUCUCAAGGUUUUCAAGUUUCAAAGCAGACACCACUUGAAACUUCCUUUAUUGCCAAGUAUGGACCUGAUGAUGGUGUCAAGGUCGGGGUAAUGUGUGAGUAUGAUGCACUUCCUGGAAUUGGUCAUGCUUGUGGUCACAACUUGAUUGCAGAAGCUGGUGCAGCAGCAGCAAUAGGACUGAAGGCUAUACUUGAAGCAAACCCAAGUAUUAAAGCCCAAGUUGUUGCCUUUGGAACACCAGCUGAAGAGGGAGGUGGUGGAAAAAUAGAUAUGAUUGAAAAGGGCUGUUUUGAUGACAUGGAUUUUUGCAUGAUGUCCCACCCCACACCAUUUGAUUCAGUCAUAUUUCAGUGUUUAGCUACCUGUCAACUUAAAGUUGUUUACCAUGGCAAAGAAGCUCAUGCUGCGGCUUGUCCUUGGGUAGCAAAGAAUGCUUUGGAUGCAGCCGUGCAAUGCUAUAACAACGCAAGCAUGUUGCGUCAGCAAAUGCUGCCUAGCUGUCGUAUUCAUGGGGUGAUACUAGACGGUGGAGUUAAGCCGAACAUAAUCCCACAGCGAUCAGAGCUACACUGGUACAUUCGAGGACCUAAAGCGUCAAUAAGAGAUGAAUUAAAAGAGCGUUUUCUUGGCUGCGUCCAUGGGGCUGCCUCAGCCACUGGAUGCACGGUUGAGGUAGAUGUUCUGGACAAACCUUACUCUGACAUAAAAGAGGCUCCAACACUAAACAGCUUGUACAAGAAACAUGCUGAAUCCCUAGGAGUCGUUUUUCCUGAUCUGGAGAAGUUGCCAAUAAAAGAUAUGGCGGCUUCUACAGACAUGGGUAAUGUAUCCUAUGUUAAACCAUCAAUUCAUCCUAUAUUUAGGAUUGGAGAUGUUAUGAAUCAUACUUUAGAAUUUACCAAAGCAGCAGGUUUGCCAGAGGCACAAGGCCCCACUCUUAAAUCAGGAAAAGCAAUGAUGAUGGUGGCUAUUGAAGUGCUGACAAGUGAUACAUUGCUGAAGAAGAUUAAGGAGGAAUUUUUAUCAACAUCUUAGACACAUUAAUGAUACGUAGAUUGUAGCCAGUUGAAAAUCAGUGCUCUCUACGUAAAGGUUUUAUAUUGGGCUUUAUAGAAAAUGGAAAUGUUUGAAAAUAUUGUCGCUAUAAAACAAAUAUUUUUCUAUCA